Messenger RNA from Phanerochaete carnosa HHB-10118-sp, 1472 nucleotides. RefSeq lists its product as uncharacterized. The transcript is spliced from 12 exons. The record is from RefSeq and is a predicted model, not a curated record. Lineage: Eukaryota; Fungi; Basidiomycota; Agaricomycetes; Polyporales; Phanerochaetaceae. Bases 65 to 1249 code for a protein of 394 amino acids. Gene Ontology annotation, molecular function: carbon-sulfur lyase activity; pyridoxal phosphate binding. Gene Ontology annotation, cellular component: cytoplasm. Gene Ontology annotation, biological process: transsulfuration.
UCACCACAACGUGUUGUGAUACAUAGGACUCGCUAACGGUCCUUGCCUCUUGACCUCGACUACCAUGGCCCCUGGUAAGAAACUCAGUGGCACUGACCUCAUUCACGCAGAUGAUCAGGUCGUCCACGGCCUCGAGGUCGCCCCAUCUAUCUCUGUCUCUACCACAUUCAGAAAUCCUCAGCCCUGGGACCCGAGCAAGGGUUUGGACGUCCUGAAUGCACGAGACCCUGACAGACAUGUUUAUUCCCGGUACACUCAGGAAGUCAGCACUCGUGCGGAGCGAGUGUUGAGCAAAAUUAAUAAUGGCUACGCUAUCACCUAUUCUUCAGGCCUGGCCGCGAUUUACGCUGCGCUGGUGCAUCUGAAGCCGAAGCGUGUCGCAAUCACCGGAGGCUAUCAUGGCGCGCAUAUGACUCUCAAUGUAUACAAGAGAAGCAGCAAUGAACCUGUAGAGGUCAUCAGCAUCGACGACGAGUUCAAGCCAGGAGACAUCUGCUGGCUGGAGACUCCCUUGAAUCCUACUGGUGAAGCAAGAGAUAUCAAGUACUAUGCCGAUAAGAUCCACGCGGUAGGCGGAAAGUUGGUGGUAGACGCUACAUUUGCUCCGCCACCCCUUCAAUACCCUUUCAAGUGGGGAGCGGACAUUAUUAUGCACAGCGGCACGAAGUACUUCGGUGGACACUCAGACUUGCUAUGUGGUGUUCUUGUCGUCAAAAGCAAAGAGGAGUGGACAGAGCUCUGGUCUCAGCGCACAUUCCUCGGUAACAUGAUGGGCUCUCUUGAGGCAUGGCUACUUCUCCGUUCUCUUCGCACUCUCCAUCUACGGGUGCCUCGUCAGUCCGAGAACGCGGUAAUUCUUGCCAAGUGGCUUAGUGGUGCUGCUGGGGGGAAAGCACAUGACGGUAUACCCGCUGGGGUGAUUGACAUCGUCUGGCACUCGAGCCUCCAAGGGAAGGACGCCCGAGGCUGGGAGCCGAGUGCUCAGCUGGAGGGUGGCUGGAACCCCACCUUCGCUAUUUUCAUGAAGCAUAAGGAGCAUGCCACGUUGCUCCCGCAUUCCACCAAAUAUUUCUUCCCCGCGACUAGUCUCGGUGGGAUCGAGUCUCUCAUCGAGCAACGCGUUGCCUCAGAUGCUAGCGCAGACCCUAGGCUCAUCCGUCUGAGCAUUGGCAUUGAGGAUGUCGAGGAUCUGAAGGCUGACCUCAGGCAAGCCUUCCAAGCUGUGCUUAAGCCGAAGGCGAAGCUCUAGUUGCCGCUCAAAGAUAUUUGCUUUAGAAAUUGUAUUCUUUGCUUGGACGUAGAACUUGUAUGGCAUCCCAUGGCUGCCUAUGAAUAUAUUCCCUCGUCUGUCGUAAUCGUGCAUUGCCACCGGUAGCUCAUUCAAUCCUAAUAUGCCGGGGUGCAUGUCUUGCGAACGAACGGGGCUCCCAUGGAGAGAUUUCGGUGGAGUGCUUUUUGAAACCAUCGAGCAG